AUGGCACUGUGGGUCGACAAAUAUCGCCCGAAGGAACUUAUAGGAAAGGAUGGCGUGGACUUUCAUCUUGAGCAAGCCAAUCAUCUCAAGUUUCUUUCUGGCGAUUGUAUGCCACAUCUACUGUUCUGUGGCCCAAGUGGAGCUGGCAAAAAGACACGUAUUAAGUGUCUUCUCAGAGAACUCUAUGGAGUCGGAGUCGACAAAACACAACUCAUUAUGAAGCCGUUCACUACUCCUUCCAAUAGAAAACUGGAAAUUCAAACAGUUUCCAGUAAUUAUCACGUUGAGAUGACACCAUCAGAUGUUGGAAUUUAUGAUCGAGUCGUUGUGCAGGAUCUUGUCAAGGAAAUGGCUCAAACUUCCCAGAUUGAAGCUUCAUCGCAAAAAUCGUUCAAAGUAGUUGUUCUGUGUGAAGCUGAUUCUCUCACUCGUGAUGCACAACAUGGUCUUCGUCGAACAAUGGAAAAGUAUGCAAACAACUGUAAAAUUAUUUUGUGCUGUGAAUCGCUUUCCCGUAUUAUCGAGCCGCUUCAAUCUCGUUGCAUUAUCAUAAAUGUGCCAGCACCCACUGAUGAAGAAAUGACAAGCGUUUUGAUGAAAGUUAUUCAGAAGGAAAAACUGGAAAUGCCGCUGAACAUUCUGCAGAAAAUUGUGGAAAAGUCGGAAGGAAAUCUUCGGCGAGCGAUUCUGAUGACUGAGGCUAUAAAAAUGGAAAAUGAGAAUGGAAUUUCAACAAACGCGCAAAUUCCAGUUCCUGAAUGGGAAAUUUACCUUCAAGAAACUGCUCGCCUUAUUCUUCAAAAGCAAACCUCUGAAGUACUGCUGAAAGUAAGAGAGAGGCUUUACGAAGUUUUAUCCAGACUCAUUCCACCUAAUAUCAUUCUCAAGAAACUACUCGAGCACCUGCUUCCCAGUUGUCCGAAUUCCAUUGUCCGCGAAGUUGUCAGCGAAGCUGCGUGCUCUGAGCACCGUCUUGUAAUGGGCCAAAAAGCGAUUUACCAUCUCGAAAAAUUUGUUUCAUCCUUUAUGGAUAUUUACCUUACUAAUGCGUCUAAACUGAAGUGA
Molecule: messenger RNA, 1065 nt
Organism: Caenorhabditis remanei
Lineage: Eukaryota; Metazoa; Nematoda; Chromadorea; Rhabditida; Rhabditidae
Exons: 3
Coding region: 1-1065 (354 amino acids)
Biological process (GO): DNA repair; DNA-templated DNA replication
Cellular component (GO): DNA replication factor C complex; nucleus
Molecular function (GO): DNA clamp loader activity; DNA binding
Source: RefSeq, a predicted model, not a curated record